Messenger RNA from Pelagomonas calceolata, 2103 nucleotides. The record is from the annotation of a GenBank genome assembly. Lineage: Eukaryota; Pelagophyceae; Pelagomonadales; Pelagomonadaceae.
CCGCUAGCUCGGAGUUGGAGGCUUGAGCAAAAAACGUGGCAACUCGCGUUGCUCUGUGUCCGCUGUUGUUGCAACACACGCUCUUGUAUUGUGCGCAUCGGUAACAGCGCUGAGACGCAGCGCUGGCACAGUUGCAGCUAAUUGCAAGCAAGCAGUGCUGCACCUGCGCGCUUGGCUCCGAUGCGCUUCCGGACGGCGUUGACGCUCGCAUCGCUCCCGAUGAUCCGCGCCUUCGCGCGCGGCGCCCGGCGCCUCCACCGCAACGUGCGCGCGCUGGCCGGCGGCGCCUUCCCGAGCUCGGACCGCUGGGCGCCGAACCUCGUGAGCGCCAGCGAUACUCCUACCACUCCGGUCUUGGUGCUGCAAAAGGACGAGUACGAGGCCUGGCUCGGCGAGCAGGCCGCCGACACGCAGGCUUACUUGAAGGCCGCGGGCCUCGCGAAGUUCAAGGACGACGCCCUCGUCCUCUUGCCAGAACGCAAGUGGGCCUUCAUGACGAAGAAUGCGUCGUCUCUUUAUGCUUUUGCGUCGCUGCCGGCGCGGCUGCCCUCCGACGGCGCGGUCUACGAGCUCGAGUCCGCGGAGCCGCUACCGGCGACGGCGGCGCUGUCGUGGGGCCUGGGCUGCUACUCGUUCGACGCCUGCAAGGGCACGGGCUCGCAGCCGAAGGCCGACGACCCGCCGAAGUUCGCGAGCCUCGUCGUGCCCGCCGCGGCGGACGACUACGCGACGUCCCUGAAAGGCACCUACCUCUGCCGGGACCUGAUCAACACGCCGGCGGGGGACCUGGGGCCCGCGGAGCUGGAGGCCGUCGCCCGCUGUGUGGAAAUCAACCAGUGAGUUAGGUGCACCCACGCCAUCGAGCCGACGCGGUCACGGGAACAACGUCGCGUCGAUGGCGUAUAAUCUCCACGCCAUCGAGCAGAUGCAGCUACGGAGACAAUCUCGCGACGAUGGCGUGGGGCGCCUGAAGUUUGAUUUCCACACAGGUCGCCCGCGACCUGGCGAAGGCCGCGGGCGCGUCCGUUCGUACCGUCGAGGGCGACGCGCUCCUCGAGGGCUACCCCCAGAUCCACGCCGUCGGCCGCGCGGCGGGCCCGAAGCAGCAGCCGCGCCUGAUCGACCUGACCUGGGGAUCCGAAGACGCGCCGAAGGUGACGCUCGUCGGCAAGGGCGUCUGUUUCUGUGUGGAAAUCAACCAGUGCGUCGGGUGCGAUGACGCGGCCGUCCUGGCUCGGUCGAGCGGUGAGGAACCGGCAUCGCCACGCCAUCGAGCAGGCGUUGCGUCGAUGGCGUGGAGGACUACGCGAUGAUUCAGCACGAACGCGCCGUAAAAUUCUGAUUUCCACACAGGUCUGCUUCGACACGGGCGGCCUCGACAUCAAGCCCGCCGCGGCGAUGCUCACGAUGAAGAAGGACAUGGGCGGCGCGGCGCACGUGCUGGGCCUGGCGGCUAUGGUCAUGGACGCGCAGCUGCCGGUGCGCUUGCGGGUCCUCGUGCCGGCCGUCGAGAACGCGAUUUCAGGCGACGCGUUCCGGCCCGGCGACGUCCUAGUCGCUAGAAACGGCAAGACCACGGAGAUCGGCAACACGGACGCCGAGGGCCGCCUCGUGCUCGCCGACGCGCUCGUCGAGGCCUGCAGCGAGGCGCCGGACUUGCUUGUGGAUUGCGCGACGCUGACGGGCGCGGGCCGCGUCGCGCUGGGCACGGACGUGCCGUGCCUCUUCGCGAACGACGAGGGCGUCGCCGUCGCGGACGUGUUAGUCGCGGAGUCGGCGAAGGAGCAGGACCAGGUCUGGCGCCUGCCGCUGUGGCAGGGGUACCGGGAGGAGAUAAACGGCAAAGUCGCGGACCUGAAGAACAUCGGCAACGGGCCGUACGGCGGCGCCAUCACGGCGGCGCUCUACCUCGCCGAGUUCGUCGAGCCGGCCGCGGAGGGCGGCGCGGCGCCGCCGUGGCUCCACCUCGACAUGAUGGCCUUCAACACGGGCUCGAAGCCGGGCCGGCCCGAGGGCGGCGAGGCCAUGGGCAUGCGGGCACUCUUCCGGCUGCUCGAGGCGCGGUUCGGGAAGUAGGAGAGCGCGAAUAAUAUGUUCAUAGUA